GGAGCUGGAGCCCGGGACUAGCCGCUGGGAGCCACCGUUCCAGCUUGUCUCCCGCUUCUGACACAGGGACGUCCUUCCCCAGGAACCCCGGAGCUCAGGCUCGUGGCUCCGCCUCCCCUGGCGCUGGGACCUCUGCUACUGAAGGGCAAAACACUUGGCCACACCCACGUGUCCAUGUUCAAGUUGGCCGCACAGGGGAGGCCUUGGAAAAUCAGUAUGGCGAUGCAACAGAGCAGAAACUUUACAGAAACAUGAAGCCUUCGACCACCUGGAACUCAGAAACUCAUUGGGGGCUGACUGCAGCUUCUAGAACGCCCAGGUGUUCUGCAGAUGUGAGAUUUUAUCCUGCACUCACCAGCUGGAGUCCCGACCAGAUGCAAGGCCUGUGCUUCGGCUCUGACAUCUCUGAGCACAGAGGGGUCACUUUCUAAUCAGCCACGGGGCAGUCGUUGACACUGUUGUCUGAUUGUUAUACACAGCCAGUCACCUUAGGGAGCUAUAUAGUGGGGAAGGUCAAAUUUGGGAGUGCAGGUGUCCUGACUCUCUUGAACCAGGAUUCUAGAUGGGGGACUCAUUUCUACUGCUCCCACCAUCCCUGUAGGCACCACCACCACCACCAGAACUCGGGGCCGCAGCGUGCUCAUCUUUACAGUGAGUGGGUUGGAAUAUCUUCUUGCAAAACACUGAUCUCCAGGAACUCCUUGCAUUGAAAGUGAGCAGAAGAGGACUCCCAGAGAAGUCUCUAUUGGUGGCCUGCCAUCGUUCCAUACCACCAUGGCCUGGCUUUCUCUAAAGGUUUUCUUGGUAGGGGUGACUUUCUUGGGAAGUCUUUAUCCUCUUGUGAAUUUUUGCUUCAGUGGGGAAACAAGAGGCCAGAAACCAAAUUUCGUGAUCAUUUUGGCAGAUGACAUGGGGUGGGGUGACCUGGGAGCAAACUGGGCAGAAACAAAGGACACUGCCAACCUCGAUAAGAUGGCUGCCGAAGGAAUGAGGUUCGUGGAUUUCCACGCAGCCGCCUCCACCUGCUCACCCUCCCGGGCUUCCCUGCUCACUGGUCGACUGGGCCUUCGCAACGGAGUCACACACAAUUUUGCAGUCACCUCUGUGGGGGGCCUUCCGCUCAACGAGACCACCUUGGCCGAGGUGUUGCAGCAGGCUGGCUAUGUCACUGGGAUGAUAGGCAAAUGGCAUCUUGGGCAUCAUAGCUCUUAUCACCCCAACUUCCGUGGUUUUGAUUACUACUUCGGAAUCCCGUAUAGCCAUGAUAUGGGCUGCACAGACACCCCGGGCUACAACCAUCCUCCUUGUCCAGUGUGCCCACGGGGUGACGGGCCAUCGAGGAGCCCUGACAAGGACUGUUACACUGACGUGGCCCUUCCUCUGUAUGAAAACCUGAACAUUGUGGAGCAGCCUGUGAACCUGAGCAGCCUCACACGGAAGUAUGCUGAGAAAGCUACCCAGUUCAUCCAACAUGCAAGCACCAGCAGGAGACCUUUCCUGCUUUAUGUGGGCCUGGCCCACAUGCACGUUCCCAUAACUGCAACCCAGCUAUCAGCAGACCCACAGGGCCGCAGGCCGUAUGCCGCAGGCCUCCGGGAGAUGGACAGCCUGGUGGGCCAGAUUAAAGACACAGUUGACUGCACAGUGAAAGAAAAUACAUUCCUCUGGUUUACAGGAGACAAUGGCCCGUGGGCUCAGAAAUGUGAGCUGGCGGGCAGCACGGGUCCCUUCACUGGGUCGUGGCAAGUUCGUCAAGGGGGAAGUCCAGCCAAGCAGACCACCUGGGAAGGAGGGCACCGGGUCCCAGCUGUGGCUUACUGGCCAGGCAAAAUCCCCGUGAAUGUCACCAGCCCUGCCUUGUUAAGCGUGCUGGACAUCUUCCCCACCGUGCUGGCCCUGGCUGGGGCCAGCCUGCCCCCGGGCCGACACUUCGAUGGUCUGGACGCCUCGGAGGUGCUCUUCGGCGGCUCGCAGACUGGGCACAGGGCGCUGUUUCACCCCAACAGUGGGGCAGCUGGAGAGUAUGGAGCCCUGCAGACUGUCCGCCUGGAGCGUUACAAGGCCUUCUUCGUUACUGGUGGAGCCAAAGCCUGUGACGGGAGUGUGGGGCCUGAGCAGCAUCAUGAGCCUCCGCUUAUUUUUAAUCUGGAAGAUGAUGCUGCAGAAGCUGUGCCUCUAGAAACAGGCGGUGCUGAAUACCAGAGUGUACUGCCCGCGGUCAGAGAGGUUCUUGCAGAUGUCCUUCAUGACGUUGCUGAUGACAACGUCUCCAGAGCAGACUACACGCAGGACCCUUCGGUGACUCCCUGCUGUAAUCCCCACCACGUUGCCUGCCGCUGCCAACCCACCUUGCCAACCAGUGUUCCCACCGGCAGCAGCGUCGGGAAGGAAGAUGGGCAAGCGCACCCCCUAACUUCAGUGUUACCCUAUUUAUAGUUAGUUACACUUUAAGAAAAGUCUCAGAAUUUUGUUCGGAAGCCAUCCCUUUGCGUCCCCCACUGCCCCUUUGGCACGCUUGCUUGAGAGGACAGCAAGCUGCAAAGAGCUGUAAUGGGAAGCACACGGGCUUCAGAGUCAGACCAGGUCCAAGCCCCAGCGUUUGAACUUGGGCCGCUACUUGACCUAGCUUGCAAGCUGAUUUUUGAGGAUUCCGGCAGGCACUACAUGAAAAUGCUUGGCACUUUACCUGACACUUGAGGCAGGCGUUCAGUA
Messenger RNA from Pteronotus mesoamericanus, 2712 nucleotides. It is a transcript of the gene ARSG, whose product is annotated as arylsulfatase G. NCBI's taxonomy places the organism in Eukaryota, Metazoa, Chordata, Mammalia, Chiroptera, Mormoopidae. The transcript has 12 exons. Gene Ontology annotation, molecular function: arylsulfatase activity. The record is from RefSeq and is a predicted model, not a curated record. Bases 775 to 2436 code for a protein of 553 amino acids.